AUGGCAUCUUCUGUCCCUGCCGGUUUUCAUGCCCUUCCGUUACCCAUCGUUGAGCUUUCUCUAGCUGCUGUCUUGUCAUGUGGGCAAUCUUUUCGCUGGACGAGUCAUCCUUUACCAACGACUUCCUACCAAUCUUCUACUCACGAAUACCGAUUGUGUCUGAGCGAUCGUGUUGUAUGCCUAAGGCAAUCCCCAGAGUUCCUUUUCUACAGGACAGCACUUCCUUCUGGAUCGGUGAAUCUGCAUGAGAAGGAAGCAGAAACGCUAGUGUGGAUCAGAGACUAUUUUCAACUAGACAUCAAGCUAGAGACUCUCUACAACCACUGGAGCGAACGUGAUAUCAUAUUCAGCGAGCUAAGAUCACGCUUUGCGGGCAUACGCAUGCUGAGGCAGGAUCCUUGGGAGAACCUGGUUUCUUUUAUAUGCUCGUCUAACAACAACAUUUCUCGCAUAACGAAGAUGGUCCACUCCCUGUGCAAGAAAUACUCUUCUCCUCUCCUCUCUUUGCCUUCACCGGAUCCAUCAUCUGAAAGCGCUUCGACCGCGGACACGUACCAUCCAUUUCCUCCUCCUUCUGCCCUCGCCGCCCCUCAAGCCUCUGCCACUCUUCGAUCGAUGGGAUUCGGUUACCGUGCCGACUUUAUCCAGAAAACGGCCAAGUUACUUGUAGAUGCUCAUGGAAUAGCUUGUGAAAACCAUGACAUGGAGCCCUCGCAUAGGUGGUUACUGUCACUUCGUAGCAUAUCUACAGCCGAAGCGAGAGUUGAACUCCUCAAGCUCAUGGGCGUUGGCCGCAAGGUUGCUGACUGUGUUUUACUCAUGAGCUUGGAUAAGAGAGAGGUGGUUCCUGUUGAUACCCACGUUCACCAGAUAGCUAUCAAGCACUACGGACUACGCGUCAGCGGUAAAGCGGGUGCAAAGGCUACACUAACACCGAAGCUCUAUGAAGAUGUGAACACGAAAUUCGUUAACAUAUGGGGCGAAUAUGCCGGUUGGGCGCACUCUGUACGUUUCACUGGUCGCAGGCAGACAUUUUCUGACGUCUCGCAAGGUUCUAUUCACUGCAGAUUUGAAAUCAUUUGCUUCGUAUGGCCUAAUGCCAACGGAAACUGCCCAUGA
This is a messenger RNA of Coniophora puteana RWD-64-598 SS2, 1119 nucleotides long. RefSeq lists its product as uncharacterized. NCBI's taxonomy places the organism in Eukaryota, Fungi, Basidiomycota, Agaricomycetes, Boletales, Coniophoraceae. Gene Ontology annotation, molecular function: damaged DNA binding; 8-oxo-7,8-dihydroguanine DNA N-glycosylase activity. Gene Ontology annotation, biological process: base-excision repair, AP site formation; base-excision repair; nucleotide-excision repair. Gene Ontology annotation, cellular component: nucleus. The coding region runs from base 1 to 1119 and encodes 372 amino acids. The record is from RefSeq and is a predicted model, not a curated record. The transcript has 3 exons.